ACAGUUGAUUCUCCACACGACAGCUCUCAUUCCUCAAUCGGCAGGGAAGGACCGAUACCGAACGAACAGGGAAUCUCUAUGAAGGUCUUCAUCCCCCGGAGUGUGGGGCGCCUUGUGCUCCCCGCUCUACCUCUGGUCAUCACGUCCGUUACCGCUGCCGAUCCGGACACGAACGCGAGUUCAGGCUCCACCAUCAUCUACAUCGUCAUCGCAGUGAUCUUCAUUCUCUUCGGCAUCGUGGCCUUCUUCGUGUGGAAACGCAAACAGAAUCGUACUAAGCGCAGAGAUGACCGCGGCUACGGUCUUCCGUCAGUAACAGCGCGUUCCGGAGUCAGUCGCCUCACCUCGCACGGUAAUACUGCCUUCGAGCGACGUAUGGACUCCACGGGUUACAGUUGUAACUCUAAGGGUAACUCCAAAAGUAAGAAGGUGGGGCACUCUUAUCACUCCCCGAAGCAGAGGGUAGAGCGUCCUCCCCAGUGGCCUGCCAAUGGAGCUCCGACCUACACUCGUCAACAGCAGCAACAGUCUCAGUAUCAACAACAGUCCCACUACCAGCAUCAACCACAGUACCAAUCGCAGUACCAGGAGAGUCAGUAUCAACCACAGCAGUCGUUCCCGCCCCCGCCUCCCCCUGAGGUCCCCAUGUUGGAGCCGCACGAGGACCAGGGCCCCGGUCUUUCGAUGAUGGAGCUGCAGCAGAGCCAAGUAUCGUCCAUGCAGUCAAGCGUGGAGGGAGUGCACAGGAGACAGACAGACCCUGCUGUCAUCGCACGGACUCAGGAAGCAGCGGAGAAGGUGAUGGCAGAACUGGAAGAAGAUCCCGAGUUCGAGGAGAGCUGGAUCCCCUACGAUUCACUGUACUUCACGCGCUCCAUCUCCAAAGGAGCCUUCGGAGAGGUGUGGCUGGCUCAGCUGGAGAACACACAGGUGGCAGUCAAGAAGAUUCUGGAUGAGAAGAAGCAUGACACCAAGGAGAUCGAGUGUUUCGGCGCAGAGAUCAAGCUCAUGGCGCUGCUAAAACACCCAAAGAUUGUGGGUUUUAUCGGUGUAUCGUGGAGCGACAAGCAGGACUUGUGUGCAGUGACAGAGUUCAUGGCCAAGGGCGAUCUCUACGGCUACCUCGAACGUCGUAAGAACAAACUUAACUGGCCUGACCAUAAAGUAUGGCUGGCUGAGGACAUCGCUGAGGCUCUGGUGUACCUCCACUCGCUGAAUCCGAAAGUUAUUCACCGCGAUCUCAAGUCUAAGAACAUUCUGCUGGACAACAAAUACCGAGCCAAGUUGAGUGACUUCGGUAUCAGUCGGAAGCGCUCAGUUGAGGAGACGAUGACAGCAGGUGUCGGCACUAUCUACUGGACGGCGCCUGAGGUCCUGAUGGGCAAGAAAUACACUGAGAAGGCCGACAUUUACUCUUUCGGCAUCGUCAUGUCCGAGAUGGAUACAUGCGAGGUGCCGUACUCGGACAAGCGCGACAAUUCUGGCAAGAAAUUGCAGGGCAUGAAGAUCAUUCAGAUGGUGAUUCGCAUGGCGCUUCGACCGUCAUUCCGGGAGGAUUGCCCCGAGCAGAUCAAGGCACUGGCCGCCCGCUGCUUGGACGCCGACCCGGACGCACGACCGGAUGCACCCGAGCUGCUCGACAUCCUGCGCGACAUCCAGGAGGAUUUGCAGUAAAAGCGCUGGGAAAGAGUAAUCGCGUGAACAGCGAGGAAGAGCAUCGAUAGUAGAUUCGGUAUACUGUAGCUCUGACUCGCCUACGGGUAUUUAAGUUUUUUGCAGAUAAUACACAGAUUCAGGUUUAAAACGAAGA
Phytophthora nicotianae INRA-310 is the source of this 1810-nucleotide messenger RNA. Its product is annotated as TKL protein kinase. The record is from RefSeq and is a predicted model, not a curated record. Gene Ontology annotation, molecular function: ATP binding; protein kinase activity. The coding region runs from base 79 to 1674 and encodes 531 amino acids. Gene Ontology annotation, biological process: protein phosphorylation. The transcript has a single exon. NCBI's taxonomy places the organism in Eukaryota, Oomycota, Peronosporomycetes, Peronosporales, Peronosporaceae.